Messenger RNA from Sus scrofa (pig), 6754 nucleotides. Lineage: Eukaryota; Metazoa; Chordata; Mammalia; Artiodactyla; Suidae. The record is from RefSeq and is a predicted model, not a curated record.
GACUCCAGAGAGCCCCGCCUCCUUCCGUCGGUCCUCCAGAGGCCCACAGGCGGGGGAGAGUCUCCGAGAGGGUCGAGGCGGGGUUGGAGGUGGCCCCGCCUCUCGGGCUCACCGCCCCCUCCUUUGCACACCUCCGCUGGUGGCGGCUCGCGCCCCUCCACUGCGCUGGAAGUCGGAGCCGCAGCGGCCGCCGCGUGAGGCAGCGGUCACGUGUUGUUUUGCCCGCCGCCGCGCGCUUGGAGUGGAGUGGGCGGGGGCGGGGGCCGAGGCGGGAGGGGGCUGGGGCGGGCGGAGGGGGGUAGACAGCCUCUUCCCCCAACCCUCCCUUCUCCGAGCCCCCCCUCCCGCUCGCUCACCUUAAAACCAUCGUGCAUCACCAUGGCGAGUUGCUCCUUCGCUCGCGACCAAGCGACAAGGAGACUGAGAGCUGCAGCGGCGGCAACGGCGGCAGCUCUAGCUGCGGUGGCGACCACCCCACUUCUUUCCUCCGGAACCCCGACCGCACUCAUUGGGACCGGGUCGUCUUGUCCGGGAGCCAUGUGGCUCUCCACGGCCACUGGCUCCCGGUCAGACUCCGAGUCUGAUGAGGAGGACCUCCCCGUCGGGGACGAAGUCUGCAAACGCGGCUACCUGCGGAAGCAGAAGCAUGGGCACAGGCGCUACUUCGUGCUCAAACUCGAGACCGCCGACGCCCCAGCUCGGCUGGAAUACUACGAAAAUGCCAGGAAGUUCCGGCACAGUGUCCGCGCCGCAGCGGCUGCAGCAGCAGCGGCCGCCUCCGGUGCCGCGGUCCCAGCGCUCAUCCCACCGCGGCGCGUGAUCACCCUGUACCAGUGCUUCUCGGUAAGCCAGCGAGCCGACGCAAAGUACCGACACCUCAUCGCUCUUUUCACCCAGGACGAGUACUUCGCGAUGGUGGCCGAGAACGAGUCGGAGCAAGAGAGCUGGUACUUGCUGCUCAGCCGCCUCAUCCUCGAGAGCAAGCGCCGCCGCUGCGGCACGCCCGGCGCGCAGCCGGAUGGAGAGCCUGCCGCGCUGGCGGCUGCAGCGGCAGCGGAGCCACCCUUCUACAAAGAUGUGUGGCAGGUAAUAGUCAAACCCAGGGGGCUGGGGCACAGAAAAGAGCUGAGCGGCGUGUUCCGGCUCUGUCUUACCGACGAGGAGGUUGUAUUUGUGAGGCUAAAUACCGAAGUGGCCAGCGUGGUUGUCCAGCUCCUGAGCAUCCGUCGCUGCGGGCACUCGGAGCAGUAUUUCUUCUUGGAAGUCGGCAGGUCCACCGUCAUCGGUCCAGGCGAGCUCUGGAUGCAGGUCGAUGACUGUGUGGUGGCCCAAAACAUGCACGAGCUGUUUUUGGAGAAAAUGAGAGCCUUGUGUGCAGAUGAAUACAGAGCCCGAUGCCGCAGCUACAGCAUCAGCAUCGGCGCCCACCUGUUAACCCUGCUGUCCGCUAGGAGGCACCUGGACAUGCUGCCGCUGGAGCCCGGCGGCUGGCUCAGAAGGUCCCGCUUUGAGCAGUUUUGCCACCUCCGGGCCAUCGGUGACGGGGAAGACGAGAUGCUCCUCGCCAGGCGCUACAUAACACCCAGUGAGCCCUUGCCCCCCUCCAGGCGAGGAAGACUGCACCUGCCCAGAGGCCGCAGGUCCAGGAGAGCGGUUUCCGUGCCAGCCAGCUUUUUUCGCCGCUUAGCACCCAGCCCCGUGCGUGUUCCGCAGCCCGCAGAAGCCCCUAGCGAGGGAGCUUGCCUGCCUUCCAAAGCGUCUGGUUCCGGCUCUGGUAACUCUGGGGAAGAAGAAAAUCCUCAGGGUAAAGAGGGUCAGGAAGAAAACGGAGGCGACUAUAUGCCCAUGAACAAGUGGGGCUCAGGAAAUGGCCGAGGCUCAGGAGGUGGACAGGGAUCCAGUGGCCAAGGCCCCAGUAGCCAGAGCUCAGGAGGAAACCAGUGCUCAGGCAGGGGGCAUGGCUCUGGAGGUGGCCGGGGCUCAAGCGGUGGCCAAGGCUCAAGUGGCCAGGGCUCAGGGGGCCAGGGUGCAGGAGGAAACCAGUGCUCCGGAGAUGGCCAGGGUACCACAGGUGGGCAUGGCUCAGGCAGUGGCCAGGGAGCUGGAGGUGGGCACGGCUCAGGCCGUGGCCAGGGACCGGGAGAUGGCCAUGGCUCAGGCGGUGGCAAGAACUCUGGAGGGGGCAGAGGCUCAGGAAGUGGGAAAGGCUCGGAUGGCACUGGUGAACGUGGGAAGUCUCUGAAGAAAAAAUCCUACUUUGGCAAAUUAACUCAAAGCAAGCAACAGCAAAUGCCACCGCCUCCACCCCCACCCCCACCAGCUGCAGCAACUGGUGGGAAAGGGAAGUCUGGAGGAAGGUUCCGACUUUAUUUUUGUGCUGACAGAGGGGCCCCAAAAGAACGCAAAGAAACCAAAGAAGUUAAAGUCACAGAGAACCCAGAAGGUGCAGCUCGAGGUCCCCACAGAGCCAGAGCUUUUGAUGAAGAUGAGGAUGAUCCAUACGUGCCAAUGAGGCCAGGGGUGGCUGCCCCUCUCACAAGCUCCAGUGAUUAUAUGCCAAUGGCUCCUCAAAAUGUCUCUGCUUCAAAAAAGCGCCACUCUCGAUCACCUUUUGAAGAUUCAAGAGGGUACAUGAUGAUGUUUCCCAGAGUGAGCCCACCACCUGUCCCAAGUCCUCCAAAAGCACCUGAACCUGAUAAGGAGGAUGACUCAAAGGACAAUGACAGUGACAGCGACUACAUGUUUAUGGCUCCUGGAGCCGGUGCAAUUCCAAAAAACCCGAGAAAUCCUCAGGGAGGCUCUUCCUCCAAAAGUUGGAGCUCCUACUUCUCUCUGCCGAAUCCUUUUCGGAGCUCCCCGUUAGGACAGAGUGACCACAGUGAGUAUGUACCAAUGUUACCUGGAAAAUUCCUGGGGAAGGGCCUAGACAAAGAAGGCUCAUCUGACAGGGGCCCCAAAGAUGGAACUUCAAAGCCUUCAGUCGCGGGGUCAUUCUCAAAGCCAGGAGAUGGGGGGUCACCUGCAACCCCCUCAGGUGAUGGGCCCCCCAAGAACAAGGCGAAGAGACCCAACCGACUUUCUUUUCUUACAAAAGGAAAUAAAAUCAAGCCCAAACCACAAAAGCCCACACUUGAGCAGAGAGAAGCUGACAGCGCGAGUGACUACGUCAACGUUGACUGCCCUAAAAGAGAGAGCAACAGGCUAGCUCCCUGUGUUCAAAGACUGCCAAAUUUGUGGGGCACAAUCGCCGACCCGAGACAGUUCGCCUUUUCGAAUUACGUGAAUGCUGAGUUCGGAGUGCCGUUUCCAAACCCAGCAAACGACCUCGCCGAUCUUUUAAGAGCUAUUCCAGGUGCCAACCCCUUCUCUCUGGACGGUGCUAGGUGGCCACUUCCGCCCCUUCCUCCCAGCGCUCCAGGUAGCAAUGCUAAUGAGGAAGAAGGUGACUACAUUGAAGUGAUUUUCAACCCAGCAAUGACACCAGCCGUGCCUUUUGCUGACAGUGCCAUUCGCUACGAUGCCGAAACAGGUCGCAUCUACGUGGUCGACCCAUUUUCUGAGUGCUGUAUGGACAUUUCUCUCUCCCCCAGCCGCUGCUCUGAACCACCACCUGUGGCGAGGCUGCUGCUGGAAGAAGAGCGAGGGCGAAGACGCCCACCCAGCCGGCAGCAAAGUUUCUUUGCAUCCGCCAGAGCCGCGGUCUCGGCUUUCGCAACCGACAGCCUCCAGAGAGACCUCUCUGCCUCCUUGGCCUCGGUCGCAGCCGCCGUGCCGACCUUAGCCGUGGGCCGGGCUAUAGCCGCCGCCUCCUCUCUGGUCGCGGCCCCGGGCAUCGGCGCAGCCGCCGCGGGCUUCGAGGCCGCCGCCGGAAUUGACUCCGCCUCCGUCCGCUGGCUCCAACCUGUUGCGAACGCUGCUGGUGCCGAAGCGGCCAGGGGGGCCCAAGACGCUGCGGGCAGCUCGAACCCUAGAGCCCCAAACCCAUCGGCCGACCUCGCCGGAGGUGAGAACGCGGCUGGCGGGGCUGCCGCUGCAGCCGCCGCUCCCCCUCCAUCACCUGGCGGAGCCCGGCUGCCGAGCCCCCCAGCGCGAGACGAUUCUGAUGACGACGACGACGACACCUACGUGAGAAUGGACUUUGCCAGACCUGACAACGAGAAAUUCGACUCUCCCCAAAGAGAGUGAUUUCAUUGCCACAAAAGCACACUUUAGAAGAAAAGUGAUGCUAACGGAAUUUCAUCUUUGUCUACUCCAGAUCUGCCUAAAAGAAAGAGAAUUUACAGGCUUCUGAAUAGAAAGCAACCUGAAUUUCUAAAAGCCUGCAAGUGGAUGCUGGCAGUUGAAUGAUCCUAACACAGGUCAUUUGUGCUGCUGCCCUACGGAUCCAGUGAUUUUGAAUUAAGAUAUUCACACUGUACUUUGUUUUUGUUUUCUGGUUUCCUUCCCUGAUCUGUCUUUUUAAAAGGAAAACAAAUACUGUAAAAGUGAGCAUCUCAAAACUCUUUCCCUCUUUUUUUUUUUUUAAAUGUUAUUUACAUAUGUGUAAAUGUGGCCAAGACCUUAAGUUUUCGUGAUGUAUAAUACUUAGAUUUAGUUUUGCAGUUGAAAACCCAUGAAAUAAGAGAAGCUAAAAAAAAAAAAAAACCUAUGUUCCUGAGAAGGUAGGUAUGAUCUGGAAUCUUUUUCUGAGUAGUCUAUACACAAAACAUUUCUUGAUCAAGGAAUUAAACAUCAACUGAACUGAUAUCUUGAUGGGACAUUUCUAAUACUUUCAAGGCGGGACCAAAGGGCAGAUUUUCUCAGUUUUGCUCAUCAACAAAACUGCAGCAUUCUGUCCACAUUCAAUGUUACCUGCUAUCUCGAUUGACCAUUUCCAACGUUUUAAAGGCAGAACAGAGGAACACAUGAUCUGCUUCUUCAUCUACAACAUGUGAUGUUCUGCUUGCACAUCAAUUGAGCAUUUCCAAAGCCAUGAAUUUUUGUUUCUUUAGAAACCUACACUUUCCCCUAAAAGAAGCCAAGUUCUUCAAAAAGUUACCGUCACAAAGACCCCCCCCCUCUGUCUCUCUGCCCCCCCCCUUCACUCUCCAUUCUUCCUUUCUUUCUGACUCUUCCCUUGCCCUCCACUCUCCCUCCUAUGCCCAGGGCUCCUAUAAAGAGAUCAGUUUCCCAUAGUCAAGAAAUUCGUGUAGACAUAUCAAUCAAUAUUCUGACUAAAACUUAAGCCAAAAGGAACCUCUUAUAAGGUCUUGUUUUCCUUUGGAGAAUAAGACAAUAUAAGAUGUACUAAAUUAAAAAAAAAAAUCAGAGCAAGCUACCCCCUCCUGUUUCAGCUUGCCUCUGAUGGAAACUGAAUUAAGAUUUUUAGGAACCUGGACCUUUGAGAACAGGACACUAACAGGUGGUGAUCACAGAGGCUAGGUACAAAGGUCUUGAAGCUUGCUUAGAGCUUUGUUACGUGGUGGCGCACAAGUCACGACUUGUGACACCGUCACUGGCAAACCUCAUCCUAUCACAAAUGGCUGUGAGUAUCUGUAUAAGUGUGUGAGUGCUAACGUGUGUGCACCUGUUCGUGUGUAUGCACACCUUUGUGUACCUGUGUACAUGUGAUUGUAGAUGUACCUGUUGUGCGUAACUCUGUUUAAAAAAAAAAAUUGCUUCGCAUUUAAUGUGCAACCUUGAGAUAGUGUAAUAUUUACCUGAAGUCAUUUGCCACUCGGUUGUGAUGUCUUUGAACGUGUACUUCUAUCUUCGAGCAGGCUUAUAGUACAUGUGUUGCUACAAUCGCUUUCCUGAAGAACCGAGCUGACUUCUAUCCUUUUUCCUUGCCUACCAAUCAAAGGGAUGGGGCGGGGGAGCUCUUUCAUUUUUUUGUUCCCUCGUGAAUGGUGCUGAGGAGAGGAUGUGGCUGCAGGACCAAUCACUAUCCGUUACUGGUCACUGUUAGGGCAUCGGUUCCAUCAGUUCCUUCCCACUUCUCUUUUUCCAACCUAAUCAAGUAACGCAGUGUGGCUUUUGUUCAUUAUGGUAACCGUGCAGUCUUUCAGGAACCCUUUUUUCAAGCCUUCCGUCACCAUUUUACUUUCAAGUAAGUUAAGUCAUAAUCAUUCAGAAUUGAGGAUAGAAAACAUUAUUUGGGGGGAAAAACUGCUCUAUUGCUUUAUUUGCAUAUUAGGUUCAGAGGCUGCCAACAGACAGGGUACAGCACAGAGUAACACCGGCUGAAUAAAUGGAUGGGAAACCUCAUACACAACAGUACAAUUAGUAACAGGUACAAAUAGUCACAGGUACAGCAUAACAAAUAUGCAAUCUUUUGACACUACUUCUUAGUUUACAGAUAAAACUAAUUUAUUCAGUAUUGUGCUGGAAGAGUCGUUUUGAAUAUGUGUAGCAACAUAUCACUUACCUUCCAGCUACCAGUUUAUGCUGCUGUUGAGAAAAACCAAUGAUGGAACGAUUUUUUGUGUGUGUGACCUCUGCAUUUAAUUUGGUAUCAGCCAUAGUCACUUGGUCAGUAAAAACUAGACAGUUCCAACAGUUCAUUACAUUUGCUCUUUCUGCUUCACAGAUCUGCUUUGAGUUGCUCUGGCUUUGUCUUCCUUUGUAAAUACUCUUAUAUUCUUUUUUUUUUUUCUUUGUAAACAUCUCAUUUGCAGUUUUGGGAGACAACUUUGCAACUCUGUAUAGUGUUUAUAUAUAUAUCUGACUUGCCUUUCCAUAGAGCUACUCGCAAUAAAUGUGUUCAUGAACGUUA